Messenger RNA from Monopterus albus (swamp eel), 3782 nucleotides. It is a transcript of the gene syngr3a, whose product is annotated as synaptogyrin 3a. The coding region runs from base 16 to 726 and encodes 236 amino acids. The record is from RefSeq and is a predicted model, not a curated record. Gene Ontology annotation, cellular component: synaptic vesicle membrane; neuromuscular junction. The transcript has 5 exons. Lineage: Eukaryota; Metazoa; Chordata; Actinopteri; Synbranchiformes; Synbranchidae.
AGAGAGCCACCGACGAUGGACGGAGUGGGGUCGUUCGGAGCGGGCCGGGCCGGGUCCACCAUGGAUCCGAUUACCUUCGCCAAACAACCGCAGACCAUCCUCAGAGUUCUGACCUGGAUUUUUUCCCUAGUGGUCUUCGCCUCCAUUGUGAACGAGGGCUACGUCAACAUAGGCAGCGAGCGUCUCCACUGCGUGUUCAACAAGAAUUCAGACGCCUGUAACUACGGUGUGUUUGUAGGCCUGGUGGGCCUGCUGGCAUGCUCCUUCUUCUUCUUGCUUGACUACAAGUUCUCCUCCAUCAGUUCUGUCAAAGACAGGAAGAAGGCUGUGAUGCUUGAGAUCGGCUUCUCGGGUUUCUGGACCUUCCUGUAUUUUGUAAGUUUCUGCUUCCUGGCCAAUCAGUGGUCUCAGACCACAGCUGAUGAGCUGCCACUCAACCAGGGGGCGGAUGCAGCCCGGGCAGCAAUUGCCUUCUCCUUCUUCUCCAUAAUCACCUGGGCUGGUCUAACAGUGCGUGCAAUCCAGAAAUAUCUGCUUGGUACAGACAUGACCCUGUUCACCACGGAACACCUGGACGGCGGUGCGCCCACCCAGCCAUAUCCAUCUAAUUCCCCGGGAGGCGGCACCACUGAGACGACAGAGACCUACCAGAGCCCACCGUUCACCGAGAACAACGCAGCACCCACGUACCAGGUUGACCUGCACUUUUCUAGACCUGUAUGUUGAACCAAACCUCUUACUUUAGCAAACCCAGUGUCCUCUGGUCAGAGCAGAUGAGAGGAACAGAAAACAGGAGGAGACGUAGAAGACGAGGCCACUUUGCAGUAUUCAAAAACUAUUUUGACAUUAAAAAGAGAUGAAGGGACCAACAAGUGAGUGACUUCACCACAAAGCAGUAUUAGAUCAUCAAACACAGUGCAGAAGGCACUCACACGCCACCCCUUCCUCUUGUCAUCCAUUGAAGUGACAAAAUCCCCUUUCAUGCCUUUUUUUAGCUAUAGUACGGUUGUUCUGGUCGUUCCUUCCCCUUUCUUGCUGCAGUUAAAAGUGAUAAUGUCUGUUGAAUCUGCAUGUUUCCAGUCUUAGAGAUCAACAAAGUGCCAUACUGUACUGUGUGUCUCAGACAGUGACUUAAUUUAGUAGAUUUCCACAUUCUGUAAAAAAAAAAAAAGAUUAUGUUUUGUGACAAAGUGCAAUAUCUCACAUGUAGGUAGGUAUAUACUGUACUAUAUGUAGGGUGGUUACCAUCAAAUUAGACCAAUUUAAGGCACUGUCUCAAAUUACAUACUAGUCUUUGAACUGUAGUAACAAAACUCAGGCUAAAUUGACACGUUGAGCGAUAGAUACUGUUGUAGAGACAUGGAGGCUGUAUCAGACAGAUCCUGAGAGGACCUUUCAUCUUCAGAAGCAAUUUGCUCAAUUAAAUAUAAUUAGCACUGUUGAGUGUCAAGUAUUUUUAGUCUUGCUAAUGUCAUGAAGCCCGUUAUUUUAACACGUCACAUUUGACAACAGUGCCACAGCGCAUUAAAGUACAUUGUCACGGUAGCUCAACAACAGGUGUGAUGCCGGUUUAUUUGUGUACAAGGGUCAAGAUUCACUGGGGGAAACGGCGAAUCACUUUACAGUCUGUUCUAUUUCUGGGUACUAGGCACAGGCAAAGAGACUCAAAGAGACUUAAAACAGCCUCAGAGAGACAAAAUGGCCAGAAAAGUCGCAAACAAUCAAAAAGACUGAACAAACAAACAAAAUCACCACCAUUACCAAUACUCAAACAACUACAGUGUGACUCUAAGUUACUAUAAAGCAGGGAUUUUCAACCAGUGGUCCGCAAAGGUGGAUCCUGACCAUGUAGUUUCACAGUAGAAUUCUUUUUUUUUUAUUUUAAACUAAUUUCCAUGUAUUACUUAUUGUUUGUGAAUAUUCAAAUCCAUGCAAAAAUAUAACAUUUUGAAAAUCCAAGCUGACUUUGGGGAUUAAAAUAGCGCCCAUAUGGUCUAUUCCUCAGGUUAUGUCUUAGUCAGAACGGUGGUCACAAUUAGGUAAAAGCCCCUGCGACAAAGAGAUCUGCAAAGGAUACAAAGAGAUGCAGAAUGACCAAAAACAUACUCAAAUUAACCACAAAAUACUUUAAAAAGCUAAAGAGAUAAACACAGCAACUAUACAGAGAUGCAAAACAACCAAAAAGCAGCUAAAAAUGACUAAAAAUACUCAAAACAGCCACAAAAAGAUUCGUACCGAGUACACAGAGAUGUGAAAUGACCAAAAAGAGAUGACUACUGGGAGACUCUACUAAAACGUUCAGUCUGGGGGUCCUGCUCCUGCUGGAGGGGCAGAGGGGGCCCAUGGUCUCAUAACCCCUCUACAGUGCCAGAGAAUGUAUGUAGUGUGUUAUUUGAGACAGUGUCCUGUGUUGAGUGCUGUGUGUAUAAAAUGGGUCCAGUGGGGAGACUCUGGGUGAGUGAGGCCUGUUUAUGUUUACAUUUUAGCAGCUGCCAAACUGCCCUGUGUUCUUACUGUUGUUGUUUGAUUACCACCUUACUACUAUGUUGUAUACUACUAUAAUCACGAAGAAGGGGCAGGGGUUAACAGAUGAGCUUUUAUUCAGCGAGAGAGGUCAGAUACAGUCUCAGGCAAAAGAAGAUAACUGUGGGAUGCUAGCUGGCUAAUUCACUAAUCCUGCAAUCGAGGUAGAGGGGGUCAGAAUUUGUUGCCAUGGUGACAGAGCCAGGACUGGGUGGAUGCGGGUCACCCGAGGACCCCGAUGUAGAUAGUAACCAUGCCAAUUAUGUCGAUGUAUAUCAGUGUCCCUGUGCUGUAGUUCACGUAAGCACUCUCCAUCAGUCAAUAUGUAGUUGUGGUGUGUGAUUGCAUCCACGUGCAACAAGUGUACAUGUGCACGUGUAUUACCAUGUAGGAGAGAUGUGUAUCUCUGCGUGUGCAUGUGAAAAUGUGUGGAUGUGUGUAGUUAAAUUUUGUGGUGCAUAAAAGUUAUUUUUUUGGAACAUGUGUCAGAGUUUUAAGUCUGUUGCACCAUUUACUCAUUUCCCCCCAAUAAACAUGGUCUUUCUGCUAAAUAUAUCAUUAUCACUGUCAAGAAACCUGAACCACAAGUUAUGAAACAGAGUUUGUAUGAACUGAGCCAAAUACAGAACUUCACGUUAGCUGUGAAGACCCCUGCUCUAUCCGAGCCUGUGUGAACAGCGCCCUCUGCUGACCACAGGAGGCACUGCUGCAGCACGGCUGUCUUUUAAGUAAUCACAUGAAUAAUGCAUGAAGUUGUUGUACAAAAGUCAUUAUAUAUUGAAUACAAUGCAAUUCUUAAGUUGAUUCCAGGAUCUUUUAACCAGUUUUGUGAGUGAAAGUAGCCAUCACUGCACCCGACCCCUCCUUUUGUAUUUAUUAAUCCCAGUUUAGAGUGUGAAUUACAUCCAACUCCUUAUUUUCUCUGAUGUUAUUUCAGCCUUAUUUAAACCUGGCCCCAGAAUCCAGGCCCUUGAGCUACAGGAUGCUGACAGAGAAGGUCAGUCAACAAAUCACAGGCUCGGUGUUCCAGUUCUAAAGGGUGAACAAUCUCAGCAGGGAGGGUCAUUUGCCUUCUAUAAUGAAUGCCAAGACACUUAAUCCAUAAGCAGUUAUUGAGGCUAUUGUCUCACAAAUUAAGGAUGCACAAGUAUAGUUGUACAAAAUGGCCCUUUAUACAAAUUCUGUCUGAUCCAGGCACUACUCACUGUAGCUAUGAGUACUGGAGGAUUAUCCAGUAGUACUUUUUCAAGAUAUGAAGU